AUGAGACUUGCCAUGUCUAUUCCUUCAAAGAGCAUCAUCUUUUCCAGUGAAGAUGAUAGUGAACUUAGAAGAGGGCCAUGGAGUGUUGAGGAGGAUGAUCUUCUUGUCAAUUACAUAGCCAAUCAUGGAGAAGGGAAAUGGAAUUUGCUUGCUAUACGUUCAGGAUUAAGGAGGACAGGAAAGAGCUGCAGAUUAAGGUGGCUAAAUUAUCUAAAACCAGAUGUUAAACGAGGCAAUUUAACCUUAGAAGAGCAGCUUUUGAUUUUUGAACUCCACUCAAAGUGGGGUAACAGGUGGUCAAAAAUUGCGCAACAGCUGCCAGGCAGAACAGAUAAUGAAAUAAAGAACUAUUGGAGAACAAGGAUUCAGAAACAAGCAAGAUAUGUGAAACUUGAGACACACAGAACAACAACAGGAUUUCUAGAAUUUGUCAAGGGCCUACAGAUGACAAGAUGUCUUCACAGAGCACAAGAAUCAUCUCCUUCAACCAUUUCACUCCAAGACCAAGAAAUUCCUUUGCCUUUUGAUGGUGCUUCUCAUUAUUCAUUGUUUGGGAUUUGGACAGCACCAACAACAGAACUCACUAGCCAGGGAGCUUUCAAUCAUUUGAAUCAGCAAGAGCAGAACUCAGACUCUGAACACAACAAUGCUUCAAGCAUUUCCAAUUCAGAAUCAGUAAUUAUCCCAAAUAUGACUCAACCUUUGGGGUACAAUGCUAGUCAAGUUCAGGCCUUAGACAACAGUGACUUUGGCAUCUCUUUAUGUGAUGGCUACAGCAUAUAUAACAAUGCCUAUGACAUGAAUGCCCUCAACCUGACAGCCACAAUGGAUGCUGAGAAAAUGGAACUCCCACUCAUUGGUUGCCAAAUAUCAGAAACCAACUGGCUAAACAUGGAAUUUGAAUGUAGCACAUGGAUCAAUGAUGAAUUAUGGCAGUUUAGGAACAUACAAAGAUGA
Molecule: messenger RNA, 957 nt
Organism: Sphenostylis stenocarpa
Lineage: Eukaryota; Viridiplantae; Streptophyta; Magnoliopsida; Fabales; Fabaceae
Source: the annotation of a GenBank genome assembly